Gavia stellata (red-throated loon) is the source of this 732-nucleotide messenger RNA. It is a transcript of the gene ZNRF2, whose product is annotated as zinc and ring finger 2. NCBI's taxonomy places the organism in Eukaryota, Metazoa, Chordata, Aves, Gaviiformes, Gaviidae. The record is from RefSeq and is a predicted model, not a curated record. The coding region runs from base 1 to 732 and encodes 243 amino acids. The transcript has 4 exons.
AUGGGCGCGAAGCAGAGCAGCCCCACCGCCGCCAAUGGCCGCACCCGGGCGUAUUCGGGCGGGGAUUUACCUUCCUCCAGCAGCAGCAGCAGCGGCGGCGCUAACGGGACCGGCGGGCGCUCGGCAGGCGCUGGCGGGCGGUACGCGCACCUGGCGGCGGCGCCUCAUGCCGCUCCCGGCGGCGCGACGGCGACGGCGGCAGCAGGAGCGGCGGCGGGGGCUGCCGCGGGGUCGGCAACCCGGAGCAGGUCCUUAGGGGGGGCCUCCGCCUCCGGGGCCCGGGCCGCGCAGUCCGCCUUCAACAUCCCCCACAGCAGCGGCCCCUACGGCUCGCAGGACUCGGUCAACAGCACCCCGGAGGAGGGCGGCCGGGAGCGGCCCGCGGGGGGCGGCGGCGGCGGCGGCUCCUCUGGCGGGCCCCGGCUAGUGAUCGGCUCGCUGCCCGCUCACCUCUCACCGCACCUGUUCGGAGGAUUCAAGUGCCCUGUAUGUUCAAAAUUUGUAUCUUCCGAUGAAAUGGAUUUACAUCUUGUGAUGUGUUUGACAAAACCAAGGAUAACCUACAAUGAGGAUGUGCUGAGUAAAGAUGCUGGGGAGUGUGCAAUAUGCCUGGAAGAGCUGCAGCAAGGAGAUACUAUAGCACGGCUGCCUUGCCUCUGCAUAUAUCAUAAAGGCUGCAUAGAUGAAUGGUUUGAAGUAAAUAGAUCUUGCCCUGAGCAUCCAUCAGAUUAA